AUGUCGCAUAGAUCAAGUUUUCAACUUAACGAUUUAUUUCCCAGAGAAAUAGAUAUCGAAGUGUGUUUAAAAACUCUUCGAAUAUAUCAAAAAUUGGAAGGUGAUGUGAACUGUGUAGUUUGGGAUGCGUCCUUAGUUCUAGCUAAAUAUCUUGAAACAAUGUGUUUUCAUAAACCAGAUUUUCUUAGCGGUGUUAGGGUUCUUGAAUUAGGCUCUGGGCUUGGUGUUGUGGGGCUGACAGCAGCUACUUUGGGGGCCCAAGUCACACUAACAGACUUACCUGAAGCUCUUCCUUUGCUAAGAUUAAAUAUUGCUGAAAAUAAAUCAAAGAUUGCUAGCAUGGGUGGAUAUUCAAUUGCCGAGUCACUUGUGUGGGGCGAUAAAAAUUCAGAUAUCCACAAACAGGAUUUCGAUAUGAUUUUGCUAGCAGACUGUAUUUAUUAUGAAGAUGCUGUUGAUACCUUAAUUGAAACUCUGAAAAGUUUGAAUGACACUAUUAAUAAAAAACCAACCAUUUAUUUAACCCAAGAAUUAAGGGAUUCAGAAAUUCAGAAAAAACUAUGGAAAUCCUUUUAUGAAAAGUUAACAGAAUAUUUCUAUAUUGAAAAAGUACCUGAAGAGCAGCAACAUAUUAAUUAUAGAAGUUCUGAUAUAGUUUUAUUAAAAAUAACCAAAAAAUGA
Molecule: messenger RNA, 681 nt
Organism: Pieris macdunnoughi
Lineage: Eukaryota; Metazoa; Arthropoda; Insecta; Lepidoptera; Pieridae
Source: the annotation of a GenBank genome assembly